Molecule: messenger RNA, 768 nt
Organism: Phragmites australis (common reed)
Lineage: Eukaryota; Viridiplantae; Streptophyta; Magnoliopsida; Poales; Poaceae
Exons: 4
Coding region: 57-449 (130 amino acids)
Source: RefSeq, a predicted model, not a curated record
CUCUGAAGAAAAUUCAGUUACGAGACGAAGGAACAAGCAUUGGCCAGUCGCGCCCCAUGCCUGCGGCGCCGGGGAUCGGCCCCGGCUGCCUGGGGUCGCCGGUGCAGGCUCCCUCGAGCUCACUUGCUGGGGUUCAAGGAACCCCGCGGCGGCUGGGCGUGUCGAGGCCGUCAUGGGUCGUCCGCACGGAGUCAAAUGUUAGGAGGGAGAGACCAAAACGACCUGAUCCCCCUUGCACCAUCUGCCAAGGCACAGGGAGAAUAGAUUGCCGAAACUGCUUUGGUCGAGGGAGAACAAAUCAUGUCGAUCUUGUCAUGCUCCCAAAGGGUGAAUGGCCACAAUGGUGUCGAAUUUGUGGUGGUAGUGGACUAGAUUAUUGCCACCGGUGCCAUGGAACAGGUGAAUAUCGAGAACCAAUGGGCUUCCACUUCACACUUAGAAGCAAAUGAGCUUCGCUUCUCUCAGCAAGUGCUGCAAGGCCAAUCAACUAGUCGGGUAAUAAUGCUUUAGUAGAAGAGGAGACCAUAACUGUUAUACUAGUACGAUGUGCAGGUUUACCGGUUGUGGAACAUUGUAGUCAACCCAGUACAUCUGUCUCCAGUGUUUUGUGCAAACUUAGAUUUAGUGCUAACGCUGCGACACUUUUGGAAAGUCAUGAGCGUGAACUAAGGACAAGGCAUCGACUCGAUAUCGUCUUAUGAGGCGACAUACAGAAUUGUUGCUAUAAGAUGGAUAUGACCCGGCUGUAUAUACAAGGCCCGGCUUGCA